AAUAGUUUAAGGAAUCUUUAUUUAUGCAUCAAACAAAUGGUCAUAACCUUUAUCUGAUUUUUGUUAAUCCAGAAAAAGCACAAACAGAAUAGGUUGAUGUUCCAAAACAAGUGGGAGUUUUACUUUUUGAUACAUUUAACAAAUGGGUACAAAAAAAGUCAGAUUGGAGCUGCAGAUCAAAGCUCAGAACUGUUCAAGGGACAAAUCAGCUGAUUCUAAUCAAAGGCGCACUGUAGUAGAACUACCAGAGCAGAGGUCACGUGGGUCAUGCAGCUGCAGAUAAUUACAGACAUCAGCAGUUCCAGGAUCAGUCAAAGCAUCUACAGCCCUAUAUUUUCCUGCAAGUCAUGUAAAACUUCUUUAGAUCAGCUCUGCCAUUCAGCCCAUUUUCCAUCCGAUACCAGGCAGAGAGAACAGGCUGAAUGAGAUCUGCUACACAUGGGGUGUUUUGGGACAACAGCAGUAAAUCCUGGGAACAGGAUUUCUAAGGUAUCUGCAGCUGGAGAAAAACGUAAGAGGAACUCACAACAGUUCCAGUAAAGGGGUGUUAUGUCCAAGGACACAUUUCCAUUCUCCUCUACCUCACUACGUUCUCUCAGACUGGAGCAAGAGCUCCAGGACUGGGAGGAUGAACGGCGAGCUUUGGCUAAUAGGAGAGCCAUGAUCAGGCCCCCACUGCCUCGGGCCCCCCGACUCCCUCCAAGGCAGCAGCGGCUCCAGGAGGUCAGAGCCCCUCCACCCCAGAUCCGCUGCAGAGACACAAGUGUCCACAACACCUUUAUGUUUGGGGACAUAAAAGGAGUUUACGCUGUGCUGAAGGACCCUGCGAUGGUCAACGCCCUGAUGGAGACAGUGCAUGAGGAGAUGGUGUGGGCUCCAGAAAUGGGCAUGUGGACCCUGAGCUCCAAGGUGAAACAAACAUCGGGCUUACGCCUGGCUGCCAGCCGGGGACACACAGCAUGUGUGGAGGAGCUGCUGUUCCGUGGAGCAGAGGUGAACGCCGACCCUGGAGGUAACACUGCACUCCACGAUGCCUGCAUAGGUGGCCACUCUGACUGUGUCCAGCUGCUGCUAUCCCAUGGAGCAGAUCCUGAGGUGCUGGCCGCAGAUGGCAGCACGCCUCUUCACCUCUGUACCUCUGCCCAGUCAUUCCAUGGUUUCCUCUGCUGCAGCUGUGCUAAGCUGCUUUUAGAAGGCGGCGCAGACAUCAACGUGAGGAGCAGAGAGUCGAGGCUCACACCUCUGCAUGUGGCUGCUCAACGAGGCCUGGAAGAGCACAUCGAGCUCUUUCUAAGCCAUGGAGCAGAUGUAUUAGCAACAAAUCGAGAAGGGGAGACCCCGCUGAACGCUGCAUGCUCUGGAGCCGAGAGGCCAUCUGAAGCUGGGAGGUACCGCCGUGUGAUCCAGAAGCUGCUGGAUGCAGGAGCCAAUCCCCAAACUGCUGGCAGGAAGCAACACACACCGCUGCACAACGCCUGUGCAAACUGCUGCCCCAGGAUUGUAGAUGUCCUUCUGCAGCAUGGAGCAAGGGCUGAUGUUGAGAACUGUGCAGGAUACACACCAAUGGACUGUUUGCUUCAGGUUGUGGAAGAUUACCCGACUCAGGAAUCUGAAGCCAUAGCACGAUCCCUUCUGAACUAUGGAGCCAAACCUGUUUCACCAAAGAUACUGAAACAGUUGACCUUCUAUCCUGAUGUCCUGGGGGUGAUGUUGAAUUCGUACACAUCUAUCCCACCCUGUGAGUGGUUAGACUCCCCAUCUCCUGACACGUUGCCCCAGGAGCACCUGCCGUUCUUCCGCUCAGUGCGUCAGUGGAGCGGUCAGCCUCGAUCCCUGCAGCAUCUCUGUCGAUGUGCUUUGCGUCAGCAUUUAGGAGCCCGGUGUCACUUAGCUGUCUGUAAUCUGGACAUUCCUGGCUCAGUGAGGGAUUAUCUGCUGCUCUGCAACAACGGGACACUCCAGUAAAUGUUGAUACUGCCAUAUCGACAGUGUUCUUGCAUUGAGCUAUUUAUGGCCUUUACAUCUUAAAAAUUAUUGUUAAGGAUUUUAAAUUCAAAUUGUGAUACAUGUUCUUUAUUAAAAGUCAUGUAAAAAGGCUGCAUGAUAGUACAGUGGAUAACACAGAUUCCUUAUAAUUUAAAUUAGCCUUGGUCCUCACACGAGAUGCUGUCCAGCCCUGAUAUACAGUGCCUUGGAAAAGUAUUCAUACCCCCCUGAACCUUUUCCCAUUUGUCACAUUAAUACCACAAAUAAAAAUUUGAAAGUG
Molecule: messenger RNA, 2266 nt
Organism: Girardinichthys multiradiatus
Lineage: Eukaryota; Metazoa; Chordata; Actinopteri; Cyprinodontiformes; Goodeidae
Product: ankyrin repeat and SOCS box protein 16-like
Exons: 10
Coding region: 550-1965 (471 amino acids)
Biological process (GO): negative regulation of delayed rectifier potassium channel activity; neuronal action potential; intracellular signal transduction
Cellular component (GO): synapse; axon initial segment; membrane
Molecular function (GO): transmembrane transporter binding
Source: RefSeq, a predicted model, not a curated record